This is a messenger RNA of Penaeus monodon (black tiger shrimp), 2811 nucleotides long. RefSeq names its product transcription factor Sp8-like. Bases 384 to 2159 code for a protein of 591 amino acids. The record is from RefSeq and is a predicted model, not a curated record. The transcript has 7 exons. NCBI's taxonomy places the organism in Eukaryota, Metazoa, Arthropoda, Malacostraca, Decapoda, Penaeidae.
GAUCCCAAUGAUUAAAUUUCCUUAAGCAUGUUUUCGCCAAUAAUCUAUAUGUAAUCCAAUCGUGCAUAAUGUAUGACUUGAUUUACACUUCAACAGCGGAGCCACAUAAAAGAGCAACGGCCGGGAGGGCACAAUACCGCCAUUCUUGUUCGCACAAGUGUUGUGUCUGCUGCAGAAGAUCCGGUUUUGCAAACGUUCAAAACCAAGGAUCGAAACGCUCGCUCGACUCGUCAGCCAGACCUCUCUCCUCUGCCACAGGCCUCCACUGUCUCUCAUUCAUGUCUUGAAAACUCUUCAUCUUUGCAUUCUGACUAGUCUUGCGUGUUUUAUUGCUCUCCCCGUUCGCUGAAAGCAGGGAAAAGAUAAAUAGUCGUCAUUGGACCAUGCCAGCCCACAGCCAAUAUGGCGAAGCUCCUCCUGUGAUUUUACCGAGACGUCGCCAAGCCAUUACCGGUAUGGUGCACACAGGACAACGGGGCCGACCGGCCGGGCAAGCCAUCGUUACAGAGGUGGAAGACGCCAUCGACAUCUACUACAAAAAUUCCGCGCCCGUUGGUGACGUCAUAAGGCAACACAAGAGCUACAAGAGACUGCAGGCCACCACCACCAGGUUCAGCAGGUCACGGCCUGUCAUUCCGCCCCUGCUUGAACUCCAGUUAAUACAAUUAGGAAACAAGCUUAACGUAGCCGAGGCUGAGGUAGCCCGCCUUCGCUUUCGCCGAGCUAUCGCUGUCACGGCAGCCCUUGAGCCCCCGUCAGCGUCCCCCCCUCGGGCUUUCCUGGCGACGACCGACGCCGAGGGCAACAGCGUGGUGGACCGCGUGACGUCAUCGGCGCCGACCGUGACCCGCGCCCGCUGCUGCAAUUGCCCGGAAGUUGCAGUGCCGGAUGCGGUGGUGGACCAGCUGGUGCGCGCCAUGAGGAAGGUCGUCCUCGACAUCCUCGAGGACAACGUCACGUCCUCGCUGCUCAGAACCCGCGUAUCUCGCCAGAGGAUGAUCGUAACGCGGGACGACCGACCGCGAUCCUCCUCCUCCUCCUCUUCUUCAUCGUCUUCUUCCUCCUCUUCGUCGACGUCGAACGCUUCCAACUCGCCUCUGCCGCCCGGCCUCCCUGGCCUCCCUGCCGUGGCCACCAUCUCGGCCGCGCCCGCCAAGGCCACGGUGAAGGCCACGAAGGCACCCUCCUCGGAAGCCUCGGCUGGGGACUGCCGCCCGCCGCCGCCCUCUUCGGCCUCCUCGCCCUCUUGCUCCACCCCUUCCUCCUGGCUCUCUUCCCCUACCGCUUCUUCUCCUUCUUCUAGGGAUGACAGAGAGGGGAACAGGGAAGUAAGAAAAAGGGGAGUCGGUGGUGGAGGAGGAGGAGGAGGAGGAGGGGACGCAAGGCCGCCUCCUCCAGGGAAGGACGAUGAAGAGAUAAGCAUCCCUGGCGCGUCGGAGGAGGAGAGCCCUCAGGGUGUGCAGAGCGCGACGCCGCCGGAGAUAAAACACACCGAGCCCAUCUUCCUUCGCAGCCCACGGAGGGUGGAGGAGAACCUGGCCAUCUCGCACUCUUUCGUCAGGUUCCGCGAGGACGGGGGCGCGCCUAUCCCGCGCGGGCCCUCCUCGCCCGUGCUCAAGAAGAGCAGCCCGGCCGCCCAGGGGGACGAGCUGCAGGUCAGACUCAACGCGAUCCUCCGCUCCAGUCACCGCAGAAGCCGCGACAUGAGGCAGUCCUCGCUGUGCUCCUUCGAGGAGGACUACGCCGUGUCUCCACCUCCCCUCCAGUCCCCCUCCGCGUACCAGUACCAGCUGGCGUGCGACCGCCUCGAGCCGCCGAGGCCGCUGGAGACCACCGACUCCUGGAUGUACUUCAGGGAGCCAGCCUCGCCCCAGUUUUCUCUGAAAGCGGACGCGGUUGUGGACUGCUCCUCCUCCGUUCAGUCAUCCGCAGCCGCCCCCGCUGGAGGAGGCGGCGGCGGAGGAGGAGGAACGUGCACGCACACCCCGCCAGGGGGAUGUCCGGCUCCCCAGGCCGAGGACCAGCACCCGCAGGCGCACGUCCCUCUCUACGCCAAGCCUCCGAAAUACUCCAUCUUCACCAUAAGCGGCACUCUGACGGACCCCUUCGGGACCAACGCCAAGUACUCCCUAAGAAGCCUUUCCACGGCGCACUUCUAACGGAGGGAAGCCUAUGUGAGCUUCAGGAGGCCUGCACGAAGGGCAUUUACAUUUCAUAUUCAGAUUACCCGAGUAUAGGACUGCGUGCCAUUCUUGACAUCACGAAAAUCAUUAUAUUUUUGUAUUGUAUAAAGAAAAGAUGAGUAAGCAAUUGCAAACGCGUCAUAUUGAUCAGACAGUGCUACGAAACGAGUGAAAUUAACCCACAAGACACGCCGCAGCAAGAGAAUCAACUCCGAUUCCUCCCCUGGACGAGAUGAGAGGUGCCCUCCCUCCUCGGGCCUGGCCUCGCCAACCCUCUCGAGGCCUCUCAAGACGAACAGCUUCCGGACCAACGUUGCAAUUAUGCUGUUCACUCACACUUCGCGUUGCAGUCCCGAGUGAGGAAGUUGCAAAGGACCCUGUGAGCUUCUCGGAGACAGAAAAAGGGGAAACAAGCUUUACAAAUACAUAUUUAUUUUUCUUCGGACGCUGAAAAGUAAUCUAUAUUCACACGUUGAUAAAAAAGAAACUAUUUAACAUACCAGCGCACGUGGAAAUACACACAUAGUCGUUGAAAUAUAAAAGUGUAUGCCGAGCGUGGGUAAAUGUAGAUAAAUGAGAAAUACACACACACACACGCACAAACAAACACAGACACACACAAACACAA